Molecule: messenger RNA, 2449 nt
Organism: Plutella xylostella (diamondback moth)
Lineage: Eukaryota; Metazoa; Arthropoda; Insecta; Lepidoptera; Plutellidae
Product: WD repeat-containing protein 48 homolog
Biological process (GO): double-strand break repair via homologous recombination
Molecular function (GO): ubiquitin binding
Source: RefSeq, a predicted model, not a curated record
ACUACCUUUACGAACGCGACAAUUAUAAAAUCAUAUUUUUACGAAUGCAUCCAUAAAAUAUUUAGUUCGUUUUCUAUAUCGAGAGCUGUCAUCAUAACGCUGUCUUUCUAUUGGUUCAAUUCCUGUCCUGAGAAUCAAGCUACUUACAGUUACCAAUCAGAGCGCUAGUUUCUGGAGGCGUACAUGGAAAACAUACUCAAUCCACAAACGUCACAAAAAUCCAUGUCGAACUGUCAAAUUUUGCGAAACACACAAAUGGACGAAGUUCCAAAAACUUGUUUUGCUUUAGUUUACGACAACUACGUUUAACUUCACGUUCAAAAAUGCCGGAAAAUGUCCUCAACCAUGCGUAAGAAAACUCAGGUGUCGUUCGUGAUCCGUGACGAGGAGGAGAGGCGUCACAAGAAUGGUGUUAGUUCGUUGCAACUGGAUCCUCUCCAGGGCAGAUUGUAUUCGGCCGGCCGGGAUGGGAUCAUACGUGUGUGGCAGACGGGGGCCGGAGUACAAGACAGGUACAUCCAGAGCAUGGAACACCACACCGACUGGGUCAACGAUAUAGUGCUGUGUUGCGGCGGGAAGAAUCUAAUAAGCGCUUCAUCAGACACGACUGUUAAAGUGUGGAACGCGCAUAAAGGCUUCUGCAUGUCCACACUACGCACUCACAAGGACUACGUGAGGACGCUGGCAUACGCGAAAGACAAGGAGCAAGUGGCAAGUGCCGGUUUAGAUCGCGCCAUAUUCUUGUGGGACGUAAACACUUUAACAGCUCUGACGGCCAGCAACAACACAGUUACUACAUCUAGUCUCGUCGGUAAUAAGGAAUCUAUAUACAGUCUGGCCAUGAACCCGCCCGGGACAAUAUUAGUGAGCGGAUCCACAGAAAAAGUUUUAAGAGUUUGGGACCCAAGGAACUGUUCAAGGCUUAUGAAGUUAAAAGGACAUGCAGAUAAUGUAAAAGCGCUAGUUGUGAGUCGAGAUGGGUCACAGUGUGUGUCAGGAAGCUCAGAUGGAACUAUCAAACUGUGGUCAUUGUCACAACAGAGGUGCGUCUCAACUAUUAGAGUACAUUCCGAAGCAGUCUGGGCGUUACUAGCCACAGAAAACUUCACACACAUAAUUUCCGGUGGCAGAGAUAAACUGGUCAUCAUAACAGAACUACGAAACCCUGACAACUUCAUGAUAGUCUGUGAAGAAACGGCCCCAAUCCUCAAGUUAUGUUUCACAGCUGACCAGCAAGGAGUCUGGGUGUCCACCUCAGAAUCUGACAUUCGGAGUUGGAAACUGCCUCCACUAAACUCCUUAAACUCAGAAACGUAUAACCAAAACUCUUACAAUACUAACAAUGUAUAUCAAACCGCACCAGUCUAUAACAUUCCAGGUGGACCAGCCAUCAAACAAUAUGUGGUUCUAAAUGACAAACGCCAUAUUUUAACAAAAGACACAGUGAGCAACGUAGCAGUAUAUGACGUGUUGAAAGCAAGCCGAGUGGAAGAACUCGGAGAAGUUGACUUUGAUGAAGAAGUGAAGAAACGGUUCAAAAUGGUUUUCGUGCCAAAUUGGUUCAAUGUUGACUUGAAAACUGGUAUGUUGACAAUCCAUUUAGGGCAAGAUGAAACUGACUGCUUGAGUGCAUGGGUCAGUGCUAAAGAGGCUGGCUUGACCACAGAGAAUGACCAGAAAGUCAACUUUGGCGCGUUACUUCUGCAAGCUUUGCUAGAACAUUGGAACCAUCCUAACAGAGUGAAUGAAUCUGGACAGAAAGUUAUUGGUAAUAACUAUUUUAGUGUACCACUGCAUACGCCAUUGAUCUUCAGUGAGGUUGGUGGCAGAACACUAUACAGACUACAGGUAGGAGACGCAGGCGGAGAGACGGAGGGCAACCUGCUCAGCGAGACGGUCCCCUCGUGGGUCGUGGACGUGGCCAUAGAGAUGGUGGCGCCCUCUCUCAACAAGCUGCCGUUCUACCUGCUGUCACAUGCCAGUUGCCAGAGCAAGCAGGAUAGGCAGAAGAAGGACCGCCUUGUAGCGAACGACUUCAUCCAGUGCCGCAAAGUCGCCGAACACGUGGUGGAGAAGAUCCUGGGCGCCGGCGACAUGGCGGCCCCCGGCGGCAACAAGAGCAACGGGGAUACUGCCAUCGCACAGGACGAGAAGGUGCAGCUGCUGUGUAUGGACCAGGUGCUUGACCCUAAUAUGGACCUACGCACAGUUCGUCACUUCAUCUGGAAGUCGAACGUCGAGUUCACACUACACUACCGGGUGAUGAAACAGUGAAGUUAUUAAUGUGAAUUAUAGAAAAAUAUUUAUUGGGAAGGAAAUGAUAGCCAGUAUUCUUACUUGUUUGUGCAACAUUUUUGUAGAAAACUUUUCCACUUGUGUAUCGUUUCAGCCUUGAGUGUGUAAGAAGUCAAGUUAAGAAUUUCUGAGAACACUGUGUUACAUUUGAGGC